GUUAUCCGUGACGUCCUGCUCCUAGGACACAGACAAGCCUUUGCCUGGGUGGAUGAGUGGAUUGAAAUGACCAUGGACGAGGUGAGAGAGUACGAGCGGGCCACCCAGGAGGCCACCAACCGUAAGAUCGGACCCUUCCCCCAUCCAUCUCCAUCACCGAGACCCCCCUGGCCUCGGUGGCCCGCACGGGCCCUCCAGCGCCCCCUCCACCCCCUCUCCACGGAGCCUCCAGAGUACUCUCCGUGCCCAAGGACCGACCCAGGAAGAAGUCAGCCCCAGAGACCUUGACCCUCCCCGACCCCAAUCGCAGGGACUCAGGCUUCAGGCUGGCUAGCAUCUCUCCUGGGGCUCAACCCCUAGCCCCCAGCCUGAAUGAGAGGGGAACCCAUAGGUGUGGUAUACACCUAUCUACAUUCAGGGGGUGGCUAUGUACAUCCAUUUUGUCCCCUAGACAACUUAUGUAAAAGGGAGUGUUGUUCACAGACCUCCUGUAACUUGGUGGUGUGGUAAACGCCUCUCCACAGACAGUUGCUGGUAUCACCCUGAAGCCAACCACUGUCACCAACUAACUGUGUCUUGGUCUGCCUUUGCAGAGAGAUGGCCAGUCUGAUCACCAGGCAACACAUGGAGAGGAGUCUCAAGGCACACACCAAAUACAUGUACGCGCAAAACACACACACACACACACACACACACACACACACACACACACACACACACACACACACACACACACACACACACACACACACACACACACACACAACCAACUGAGUGUCUUUUAAAAACCUCUUGAACCUCUCCAUUGGUCCCAUCAAAACACAGCAACCAGCACCAUCUACCAGCCAGAAAGCUCAUGUGGAGGUCAAUUAUAUCUGAUUUAAUUUAGUUCACAUUCCUCUGAAUACUUUGCUUCUCUUCAGUGUCUCAGUCCUCUUUCAUCUCAGUUGAUACUGUAUCUCAGGGUUUGUUACCUAGAUACACAGAUAUCUGAUAAAUAGACAUUGAAUCAGCACACUCAAUCUUUCUGCAUAUGGAUAUAAAUGUGUGGGAUGAUGAACUCAUUUCCUCCUUCUUUCUCAUUGCAGUCAAGCCCUCUUAUUGGUUGGAAAUUGACACCAUGUAAUUGCAGAUGUAACUAUGUGUUGGUU
Molecule: messenger RNA, 1151 nt
Organism: Salvelinus sp. IW2-2015
Lineage: Eukaryota; Metazoa; Chordata; Actinopteri; Salmoniformes; Salmonidae
Source: RefSeq, a predicted model, not a curated record